AUGGGCGCGUUAGUCACGCAGUCCGAGCCUCGGCAGGAGAUCUCGCCUGCUGAUGCGCCCGCGGCCCUUCGCGGUAUCCCGGCGGUGCCGCGACCAGCCGGCCUGGCGCGGCAGCUGGCCGCGCAGGGCGCGUGCGUGCGUGAGGGCUGUGCAGUUCGUCUCGAACCGCCAUCGAGCGCCUUCGGCGGCUGCCAGGACCUCUUCGCGUACGUCCUGCUCCUCCACCUCGUGCGCGCGUUGCCUGUCCACUGCCACCUGAUCGAGGCCAGGGGACACCUCGACGUCGGGUUCUCCUGCUUCAGCAUCUUUUGCGUCUGCUCCACCAUAGCGUCUCUCUGGAUGCCCCUCCCGAGCGUGUCUGGCGACUUCGCCGUGCUCAGCUCGCAGGAGGACGACGAGCAGCGGCACGGGCAGGGCGAGAGCCAGACCACCUCCCUGCGGCUUGCAGCUGAGGGCGCCGAUUCGCAGAAGUCCGGGAUGCUGUUCUUCCUGGGCCGCAGGGGCACCUUCUGGCUCGUCCUCUGCCUCGCCCUCGCCUCCAUGGCGCUGCUCGCCGCCGGUGUGCUCAUUCCCUGCAUGGGGCUGCAGCUGCGCGUCGGGAGCCUGGUGCAGCCCGCGGGGCCCUUGCCCGCCGAGGCGCUGCCGUUCCUCGAGAGGCUUGACCUCGAGAGCCAGGUGAACUCCAGGGUGUCGAUGUGGGACUGCAUGGGUAGCUUGCUGAACUUCAGCCUCGCUGGGUACGGCAACAGUUUCCUCGCCCUGGCCAUUGGGUGUGUCCGGAUCUUCGCCGUCUUUGUCAUCGGGGCCACAGCCAUGGACUUGGUGUUACUUGUCAUCACCACCAACCUGCUCGUCUUCCAGUUGCCCACCAACGGGAAGGAGGACGCCAGCAACUGCCACCGCACCUGGGCUGCGGCGCACGCGCUCCAGCACGUCUCCAUGCUGGGCCCCGCCGUCAUGGGGGUGAUGGUGACCUGCCUGGCGGCGGACAACUUCAAGAAGCAGGGCGUUGAGAUUUUCAUGCUGCCGGGCCUGUUUGUCCUUUUCCUCGCCGAGCUGCUCCACUACGCGGCCUACUGUAUCACCGAGGUCGUCGUAGAGAGCCUGCCCGGAGGGGACUCCGAGACCGUGUCGACGCACUCGUCGACCUGGAGUGGGGCUGGCGGUGUCGACUCCGACGGGACUUAG
Messenger RNA from Prorocentrum cordatum, 1188 nucleotides. Lineage: Eukaryota; Dinophyceae; Prorocentrales; Prorocentraceae. The record is from the annotation of a GenBank genome assembly.